UUUUUUAUAUAAUUAAUUGCAAAGGAAAAAUGGUAUUGAUAGCUGCAGCCGUGUGUACUAAAAAUGGCAAAGUAAUUAUUUCACGACAAUUUGUGGAAAUGACCAAAGCACGUAUCGAAGGUUUAUUAGCUGCUUUUCCUAAGCUAAUGACUGCCGGUAAACAACAUACGUACGUGGAGACAGACUCGGUACGUUAUGUGUAUCAACCAUUGGAAAAAUUGUAUAUGCUUUUAAUAACAACAAAAGCCAGUAAUAUUUUGGAAGAUCUGGAGACAUUACGUUUAUUUUCUAAAGUGAUACCAGAAUAUUGCCACAGUUUAGAAGAAAAAGAAAUAUUGGACAAUGCUUUCAAUUUAAUCUUUGCGUUUGACGAGAUCGUUGCUUUGGGUUACAGAGAAAGUGUAAAUUUAGCUCAAAUUAAAACAUUCGUAGAGAUGGAUUCUCAUGAAGAAAAGGUUUAUCAGGCGGUGCGUCAAACGCAGGAGCGAGAAGCUAGACAGAAAAUGCGCGAGAAAGCUAAAGAAUUACAGAGACAAAGGAUGGAGAGCGCGAAACGGGGUACUUCCGCUGGUAUGGGGCGGUCAAGUGGUGGUUUCAGUUCUGAUGGUUUUGGUUCCAGCGGUGGCAGUAUGAGUGGUAUAAAUACACCUUCAAUUGAAAUCGACAAUAAGCCGAUUUUACCAAAACCACAAAAACCAAUUUCCCGUAACGCCUUAAAAUUGGGUGGGAAGUCGAAGGAUGUGGACAGUUUUGUAGAUCAAUUAAAAAGCGAAGGAGAGAAAAUUGUUAAUUUAACUCCAACACCAGCUAGUAGCAAUCAAGCAGUGGCCAACGCUAAAGCAAAAAUUAUUUCUGAUAUACAUACCGAAAGUAUUCAUUUGAAAUUGGAGGAUAAAUUAGUUGUACGUAUUGGCCGUGAUGGAGGUUUACAACAAUUCGAGCUAUCUGGUCUUCUCACGUUACGCAUUACCGAUGAAAAUCUCGGGCGUAUUAAGGUGCAACUACAAAAUGAUGACACCCAUGGUAUUCAAUUACAAACCCACCCUAAUGUGGAUAAGGAAUUAUUUAAAACUCGUUCUAUAAUUGGUUUGAAAAAUCCCACUAAACCAUUCCCUUUGAACACGGAUGUAGGCGUAUUGAAAUGGCGCUUCGUUAGCCAAGAUGAUUCGGCCAUUCCCCUGACAAUUAAUUGCUGGCCUUCGGAAAAUGGUGAAGGAGGUUGCGAUGUCAGUAUAGAGUAUGAUUUGGAAGCUCAACAUUUAGAAUUACAAGAUGUGACCAUCGUCAUACCUUUACCCGUAAACGUUCAACCGAAUGUAGUCGAAUACGACGGCACUUAUAAUUAUGAUUCUCGCAAACACAUACUUCAAUGGAAUAUACCGGUUAUUGAUGCAGCCAAUAAAAUGGGUUCAAUGGAAUUUAGUUGCAGUUCGUCCAUACACGGCGAUUUCUUCCCAGUUCAGGCAACUUUUGUUUCUAAGACCCCUUACGUGGCUUUAAAAGCUAAGGAUGUGACUUUAGUGGACGAUGACAGUUCUGUGAAAUUCUCAACAGAAACUCUACUGUUCGUCGACAAAUAUGAAAUUGUUUAAACUUUUUGCGGAUGAUUACUAAAAAAUAUUUUUAAAUGCAUUAAAUACUUCAUUUAAGAUUCUUACAUAGAUAUGCACAACUUAAUAAAUAUUAUGUUAGUAAGUUGUGCUUAAAUUGAAAAUGAAUUUUGAAAACUGGAAAUUUGGAAAGAUUUGAUUAUGUUGUUUGAAGAGAAUUUCAUAAAUAAAACUUAUUUUAGAACUUUAACAGAAAACUGAAA
Messenger RNA from Glossina fuscipes, 1813 nucleotides. It is a transcript of the gene deltaCOP, whose product is annotated as coatomer subunit delta. Gene Ontology annotation, biological process: endoplasmic reticulum to Golgi vesicle-mediated transport; Golgi localization; retrograde vesicle-mediated transport, Golgi to endoplasmic reticulum. Gene Ontology annotation, cellular component: cytosol; COPI vesicle coat. The coding region runs from base 30 to 1592 and encodes 520 amino acids. The record is from RefSeq and is a predicted model, not a curated record. The transcript has 9 exons. NCBI's taxonomy places the organism in Eukaryota, Metazoa, Arthropoda, Insecta, Diptera, Glossinidae.